Messenger RNA from Plenodomus lingam JN3, 171 nucleotides. The record is from RefSeq and is a predicted model, not a curated record. NCBI's taxonomy places the organism in Eukaryota, Fungi, Ascomycota, Dothideomycetes, Pleosporales, Leptosphaeriaceae.
AUGAACCAGCCGUUAGCUCUGCACAUCCUAUACACUACCCUACCUUACCUCAUCCACAUCUCGUCGCGCGUGCCCUGCGGCCAAGCAGAUUCUGGUUUGGAAUCAAGACAUGGUCUCGGCGCAGAGGCCCGCUUAUCCGCAUGGGAGCUGGUGAGAGUUGACGCAGAUUAG